Messenger RNA from Cottoperca gobio, 2079 nucleotides. RefSeq names its product alkB homolog 3, alpha-ketoglutarate dependent dioxygenase (gene alkbh3). Gene Ontology annotation, molecular function: dioxygenase activity. The record is from RefSeq and is a predicted model, not a curated record. NCBI's taxonomy places the organism in Eukaryota, Metazoa, Chordata, Actinopteri, Perciformes, Bovichtidae. Gene Ontology annotation, cellular component: nucleoplasm; mitochondrion. The transcript has 10 exons. Bases 109 to 996 code for a protein of 295 amino acids. Gene Ontology annotation, biological process: DNA alkylation repair.
AUUUGUUUUUAUGUAACAUACUAGCCGUAGCUGCUUUCAACUGACGUCCUAGCUUAUGUGGAGUUGUCUUUUCUCUGUAAGCAUGGUUGCGUUUCAGCAGCCUUUCUGAUGUCAGAUAAGCGUCAGCGAGCCAGAGUCCAGGGCUCCUGGGCCAAACCCCUGCCAAAACCCUCUGGACCAUCAGGUGCAGUUCCAAACAAUCAACAACCAAAAAAUGCACCUAAUUCUUGGGGAUGUGAUCCACAGAAAACACCUAAGACAUUUGAGUUUCACCAGCCCUCCAAGCCAGUUAGGGAUGUUCCACCAGAGAAGGUGAUCGAGCAGGCAGGUGAUCAUGAGAUCAGCCUUGGACCAUCAGGAGUGUCCAGACUGCGGCUGCUUCCCGGGUUUCUUGCCCCAAAAGAUGCUGACUGGAUGUUCAGUAAGCUGUUAGCAGAGCUUCCCUGGUCCCAGAAGACCAACUACAGACAGGGUGAGGCCUACGAGGAGCCCAGGCUGACUUGCUGGUAUGGAGAGUUGCCCUACACAUACGCUCGCUCCACCAUGCCUGCUAACACACAGUGGCAUUAUUUGCUGUCGAACCUUCGCGAGGAAGUGGAGCAGGCGAGCGGAUGCAGCUUCAACUCCCUGCUGUGUAACCUGUAUCGGGACUGCCACGACAGCAUCGGCUGGCACAGCGACGAUGAGGCCUCCUUGGGUAACACGCCCACCAUCGCCUCCCUCAGUCUGGGCGACACCAGAAUGUUCAGCCUCCGCAAGCAGCCUCCACCGGAGGAGAAUGGUGACUACACUUAUGUGGAGAGGAUUCGGGUUCCUCUGAGUAACGGGACACUUCUGCUGAUGGACGGAGCUACACAAGACGAUUGGCAGCAUCAAGUGGCUAAAGAGUACCACGACCGAGGCCCACGCAUCAACUUGACCUUCAGAACUACCUACCCAGAGCCGGCGGGCCACAGGCCGGGGACGAAGCUGCGAUUCACACCCAGCCGAACAUAAACUCCCCUCAGAGUCUGAGGUUCUUCUGGAUUUCAAAUGCUGAUCCUAGAGCCUAGAUGCUAGAUCUGAUGGUUGCAGUGUGUCGUCGUCCUUCUCAGAGAGCAUGCAGGUCAUUUAAGCCGGUGUACAGCGUGAACAACAGCUCAAACGGGGAGAUUUGCGGCUCAGCGUGAAUUCACCUCUUGCAUAAUUGAAGCAUAAUAACUCUGCAGUGGUGAUUAUCAGACAUGAGUGUGUUCAGAGGAGCUAAAGCAGCAGAACGGUUGAUCAUGAAGGUUUACAGGCUGGAUAAAAUAUCAGCUCUGCGUAUUACUUUGACUUUAUUUAUUUGUUAAGCACAGACGGUUGUUUCUGUUCGUUUCACUUUGUAAUUUGAUGACAUUUUUGCUUCGUACGUCAUGAAAAGUGUCUUUACAAAAGUGUCCUCAUGACAACAAGUCACUGUUGAUGGGACUUUUGGUGCAGUGCCAUGAAAUGCAAAUGGUUUCCUCCCUUGUUUAUCUUCUGGAGCUUUUUGGAGGGAACAUUGUUGCUAUAAAAAGAGAAGGAACAAGUAAAGUGGCCACUUCAGCCAAUUACAGCUCAUCAGGACUGGAAUUAGUUAAUUGUCCUGUUGAACACGUUUUGUCUGUUCAGACCCUCAAACGGGUCCUUCAGGUUUUUAAAACCUCGUGUUUUAAUGAAGCAGAAUAUUUAAACUACUGUAGUAAAAGUACACAAGACUCCGACAGCCAUAACUUUAGCUUUAAAAGCCUGAAAUAAACAUAAUAAACCAACGGGAACUACUAAUGCUCUCGGCAACACUAUUAAAAGGUAACAUGCACUUACAAAUACAUGACUUUGAGGUUCCUUUAGGUUUAACUUCAUGACUUUUUGUUCCAUUAUUAUGUUCAAACAUGACAUAAGUGUAACAGAUAGGACAUCAAUACUUGUACAUGUAGAAAGUACUUCUGUUUAUUUUGUGACACUAAAGAGAUGCAUGAGGUGUUCUUGAUUGCUGUAGUUCUGAAAUAAACAAUUGUCUCUGAAUUAUCUUGGAUUGUGUCCUAUGUUCCAAAAUAACCAAAUGUGUGUCCAUUAAAA